This is a messenger RNA of Ilex paraguariensis (yerba mate), 831 nucleotides long. NCBI's taxonomy places the organism in Eukaryota, Viridiplantae, Streptophyta, Magnoliopsida, Aquifoliales, Aquifoliaceae. The record is from the annotation of a GenBank genome assembly.
AUGAAUGCAAUGUAUACCCUUGGAGUUAGGAGAUUAGUGGUAGUGGGACUUGCCCCAUUUGGGUGCACCCCACUUAUCAAAACACUAAGGGACGACACCAAGUGCGAUGCUACAUUUAACAGUGUGGCCCUCUCAUUCAAUUCUAAGUUAAAGGCAAGGUUGGCAAUUCUUAAGAAAUCAUUGGGGAUGAAAGCUGCCUAUAUAGAUGUAUACAACAUGGUUGACAAGGCUAUUCAGAACCCACAAAAAUAUGGUUUCUCAGAGACUUCAAAGGGGUGUUGUGGGACAGGAACUAUUGAAUAUGCUGGUUCAUGCAAAGGGUUGAGUACAUGUGCUGAUAGAACAAAAUAUCUAUUCUGGGAUGCAGCUCAUUUCACUGAAAAAAUGUACAAGAUCAUUGCUGAUGAGGCUUUGACAUCAGUCAUUGAGAUGGGACUUGCCCCAUUUGGGUGCACCCCACUUAUCAAAACACUAAGGGACGACACCAAGUGCGAUGCUACAUUUAACAGUGUGGCCCUCUCAUUCAAUUCUAAGUUAAAGGCAAGGUUGGCAAUUCUUAAGAAAUCACUGGGGAUGAAAGCUGCCUAUAUAGAUGUAUACAACAUGGUUGACAAGACUAUUCAGAACCCACAAAAAUAUGGUUUCUCAGAGACUUCAAAGGGGUGUUGUGGGACAGGAACUAUUGAAUAUGCUGGUUCAUGCAAAGGGUUGAGUACAUGUGCUGAUAGAACAAAAUAUCUAUUCUGGGAUGCAGCUCAUUUCACUGAAAAAAUGUACAAGAUCAUUGCUGAUGAGGCUUUGACAUCAGUCAUUGAGAGUUUGUUGAACUAA